ACGAGUAGUUGAUCAAAGAAAUUUAAGUAACAUGAUUUCGAAACAGGAUGUUAACUCGGAUUUUUAUAUGGUCCCCGAUUCAACUAUUUCAUGCAAACUUCCUGAAAAACUAGAUUUUGGAGAUAAAGUGCUCGAGAAUAUUGCAGAACGAAUUAUUGAUAUUCAACGAAUGACCGUGUAUUUUAACGAAGAUCAUAAUAAGUUGGAUACCGAAGAUGUGCGUCAUGCAGAAAGAUUAUUAGAGGAAGAAAAAAGCCGGCUUCAAAUUUAA
Molecule: messenger RNA, 271 nt
Organism: Scutellospora calospora
Lineage: Eukaryota; Fungi; Glomeromycota; Glomeromycetes; Diversisporales; Gigasporaceae
Source: the annotation of a GenBank genome assembly